CGGAUUGCUGACAAUCUUACCAUAAACAAAGACUUGGCUACCCUCUCCUUCUCCCCCAUCAACUUGUGGACCAUCACCAUAUCAACUUUACUUAGAUGGAGGUUUUCUCUCAUUGUCCCCAACGGCUCCAUUGGCAUUCCUAUACUAUAUCUCUGUCUCAACCUCUUCGCAGAGCCAGUAGAAAAAGUACCCGGGCCUCUAGACCUGUCCGUUGAAUCGACCAUCGCCGUUUGCGAAACCGUAGUGGCAAGCCAAGAACUAUGGCGAUCGAGAUUGUUCCGCUGGCCCAGAGGGACAUACCUGGGGCUGUAGACUGUGUGCAGAAAGCAUUUUCGGAUGAUCCUUAUUUUCGAUGGGCAUUUGAUGAUCCAUCCAAGUUCAACAUCCAACGAAACGCAGCCUCCCUCGCGGCCCAUUUUCAAUACGGCAUUAACUGCGACUGCCCCAUAUAUAUCGCGAAAAUAACCCGUGCCGCGAAUGAGACGAAAAACGACCUCGAAGUCCGUUUACCACCCGGAACAGUGGUCGGAGUUGGCUGGUGGUAUUCGCCACAGGCUCCUUCAAGACCACAGACUUGGUCUGUCUGGGCUCAAGAAUGGCUUCUCUCUUUCCGCCAACUUACGAACAAUAUUCUCUUCUUUGGUCGUGGGGGUCUGAAUGUGCGCCGAUACUGGAUCUGGAAGCAGGUGCAACAAACCGCCCAUGAUUCUAUCUGGCAAGAUCCUCGUGGAUAUUACUUUUGCAAUGUUGUCGGUGUGAACUCCGAGGCUCGUGGCAUGGGCGUGGGAAAGAAGCUUAUGGAAUGUGUGAUGGAGAAGGCCGAUCAGGAGGGAAUGCCGUGCUACCUUGAAAGCUCUAAAGGAUAUCCCAAUGUGUGCAUCUAUGAAAAGAUGGGAUUCGAGCUCGUCAGGGAGAUUGAGUGUGUGGAUGGAGGGGAUGUUUGCAAGCUGUAUUGCAUGAUUCGUAGUCCCAAGUCCAAAUCUUAACAUUUCAAAGCAAGUUGUCUUCCGUAGGAGAAACAAGACAGGAGCUCUACGCGUGAGCGAUUGACAUGACAUGAUUUCUGAUGUUAGCACUUGAGUUCAAGCAUAUUGAUGGUGAUCAUUCUUAAUUAGCAAUGCCAG
Penicillium canescens is the source of this 1124-nucleotide messenger RNA. RefSeq names its product GNAT family N-acetyltransferase. Bases 261 to 986 code for a protein of 241 amino acids. The record is from RefSeq and is a predicted model, not a curated record. Gene Ontology annotation, molecular function: acyltransferase activity, transferring groups other than amino-acyl groups. The transcript has 3 exons. NCBI's taxonomy places the organism in Eukaryota, Fungi, Ascomycota, Eurotiomycetes, Eurotiales, Aspergillaceae.